This is a messenger RNA of Sorex araneus (European shrew), 3813 nucleotides long. RefSeq names its product SH2B adaptor protein 1 (gene SH2B1). The transcript is spliced from 9 exons. Gene Ontology annotation, molecular function: transmembrane receptor protein tyrosine kinase adaptor activity. Bases 1161 to 3419 code for a protein of 752 amino acids. Gene Ontology annotation, cellular component: plasma membrane. Gene Ontology annotation, biological process: intracellular signal transduction. The record is from RefSeq and is a predicted model, not a curated record. Lineage: Eukaryota; Metazoa; Chordata; Mammalia; Eulipotyphla; Soricidae.
GGUCGGAGGAGUAGGGUCGGGUGGGAGAGGGUCGCCCACCGGGCCCGGGGCGGGGGGCCGAGCCUGCACGGCCACCUGCCCUCCGGGAACUUGCAGAACUGAGCCGAGAGGCAGGGGCAUCCGGGGGGGAGGUGUCCAGGUCCUGCUGGGCAAAAGAGAAACUGAGUCACCAGCCCAGGAACCGAAGGAUAGGCAGGCCCCGCGGGGGCCGGGUGGGCCGGGGUGAGCGAGGUGCCUCGGCCCGGAGCUGCGGCUCCGCGCUGGCUACACCUCCUGGCUCGGUUCCCCGACGCUCCAUGACUCCUGCGUUUCCCAGCGUUUUUCUGUCGCUUUGGCGUGGCCCCUGGGUUUGGCGCCUCGCUGAGGGUGGGGAUAGGGCCACGGAGGGCCGGGGUGCCGGGACACCCGCUGUGGCCCGGCGGGCCGGGGCCAGGCAUCCCGCGGGAAGGCUGGGGAGGGCGCUCCCCGGCUCCGCUCCGUCGGCUGGAAAAUGAGCCCGUGGCGGCGGCCGUGGCCGUCAUCCGCGUGUUGCCCACAUGUGUCAACUGUUGACAUGGCCCAGUGCAUCCUCUCGGCGGUUGGAGAGGUCAGGGAUCAUUAGCCCUGUUGGACAGAUUUGAAAACAAGCUCGGGGCGAAAGCAGAAGCCGUCCCAGAUCACACCGCUGAUAAAGCAGGCGAGCACUGUUGAGGGUGCGCGGCCAGAACCAGGAGGGCUGACCGUCGCCUCUAGGGCACUGUCCCCGGCUAGACUGGAGGGCAGGGGCGAGGCUGGCCGCCCAGCUCCCCAUUAGUGGUGUUUGACGACUGUGAAGACGGUCCCUGGUCCUGCUGCUCUGGGCUCCCGCCUGCAGGCGCGGGAUCAGCUUCAAAGCCAAGCGCGGUUCCCGGCCCCCCCACCACCCGGCGUGGGAACGUAGGGUGCAUGAGUCUCUGGCGCCCUCUGAGCCGGGGCCGAGCGAAACCCCGGGGCCACGGACGGUGCUGUGGGCGAUCGGGCUUGGCGAGGUGAAACUUGGCGAGCCGCGGGCUCACCCGUUGGUGGCUGAGGUCCUAGCUCCUCGGGGGAAAGCUGCUGCCGCUCUCCCCGUGUCUCCUGACUGCUUCCCUCUUUGCUGCCCCUCCCCACAGGCUCCCCCGCGCCUCCUCCUGGGGCCCACCAUGAAUGGUGCCCCUUCCCCGGAGGACGGGGCCUCCCCCUCCCCUCCCCCACUGCCACCUCCGCCGCCCCCGAGUUGGCGGGAAUUCUGCGAGUCUCAUGCCCGGGCUGCAGCCCUGGACUUUGCCCGCCGUUUCCGCCUCUACCUGGCCUCGCACCCGCAGUACGCGGGGCCGGGGGCCGAGGCCGCCUUCUCCCGCCGUUUCGCUGAGCUCUUCCUGCAGCACUUUGAGGCCGAAGUGGCCCGGGCCUCCGGCUCGCUCUCGCCUCUCGCCCUGAGCCCCGGGGCCGAGAGCCCGCCGCCCGAGCUGACCCUGGAGGGCUGCCGGGCGGCCGUGCCCCUGGCUGUGCUGGGCCCGUCUCGAUCCUCCGAGGACCUGGCCGGCCCCCUCCCUUCCCUGGUCUCUUCCUCUUCUGCGACCUCGAAGCCGAAGCUAAAGAAGCGCUUCUCCCUGCGCUCGGUGGGCCGCUCCGUCCGUGGCUCCGUCCGUGGCAUCCUGCAGUGGCGGGGGGCCGGCGACCCUCCCUCCCCAGCUGGGCCCCUGGAGACCUCAUCAGGCCCCCCAGUCUUAGGGGGCAACAGCAACUCCAACUCUUCCGGGGGAACGGGGACCAUUGGCCGGGGACUGGUCAGCGACGGCGUGGCCCCGGGGGACCGAUGGACUCACCGUUUCGAGAGGCUCAGACUCAGUCGGGGUGGGGGGGCCUUGAAGGAUGCCACGGGGGUGGUGCAGCGGGAAGAGCUGCUGAGCUUCAUGGGGGCUGAAGAGGCGGCCCCCGACCCAGCCGGCGUGGGUCGGGGUGGUGGGGCAGCCGGGCCCACCUCCGGGGGCGGCGGGCAGCCGCAGUGGCAGAAGUGUCGCUUGCUGCUCCGGAGCGAAGGAGGCGGCGGAGGAAGUCGGCUGGAGUUCUUUGUUCCACCGAAGGCGUCGCGGCCCCGCCUCAGCAUCCCCUGCUCGGCCAUCACAGAUGUGCGCGCCACCACCGCCCUGGAGAUGCCGGACCACGAGAACACCUUCGUGGUGAAGGUAGAAGGCCCCUCGGAGUACAUCCUGGAGACGGCGGGCGCGCUGCACGCGAAGGCCUGGGUGGCCGACAUCCAGGAGUGCCUGAGCCCGGGACCCUGCCCUGCUCCUAGUCCCCGCCCUAUGACGCUCCCGCUGGCCCCAGGGCCCUCGUUCCUGCCGAGGGACAACCCAGACAGCCUGGAGCUGCCAUGCAUGAACCACUCCGAGAGUCUGCCCGGCCAGGACCUGCUGCUGGGCCCCAGUGAGAGCAGUGACCGCCUGUCGCAGGGGGCGUACGGGGGCCUCUCAGACCGCCCCUCCACAUCCAUCUCCCCCAGUUCUGCCUCCAUUGCUGCCUCCCAUUUUGACUCAAUGGAAAUGCUGCCCCCAGAGCUGCCCCCCCGCAUCCCCAUUGAGGAGGGACCCCCCGCUGGCACAGUGCAUCCCCUCUCAGCCCCCUACCCGCCCCUGGACACCCCGGAGACAGCCACAGGGUCAUUCCCGUUCCAGGGCGAGUCGGAGGGAGGCGAGGGGGAGCAGCCCCUCUCGGGGUACCCGUGGUUCCACGGGAUGCUCUCUCGGCUCAAGGCGGCCCAGCUGGUGCUGGCCGGAGGCGCGGGCGCCCACGGGGUCUUCCUGGUGCGGCAGAGUGAGACGAGGCGGGGCGAGUACGUGCUCACCUUCAACUUCCAGGGCAAGGCCAAGCACCUGCGCUUGUCGCUGAACGAGGAGGGCCAGUGCCGGGUGCAGCACCUGUGGUUCCAGUCCAUUUUUGACAUGCUCGAGCACUUCCGGGUGCACCCCAUCCCCCUGGAGUCCGGCGGCCCCAGCGACGUGGUCCUGGUCAGCUAUGUUGUGUCCUCCCAGCGGCAGCAGGAAUCGAGCACCUCCCGUGACCCGCCCCGGCCCCCAGGACCCCCUUCACGGACAGAUCCCCCACAACCUGGGGCAGAAGAGGCGUCGCGGGCGCCAGAAGUGGCGGCAGCCGCCGCCGCCGCAGCCAAAGAGAGGCAAGAGAAAGAGAAAGCGGGCAGUGGAGGGGUCCAGGAAGAGCUGGUCCCCGUGGCUGAGCUGGUCCCCGUGGCUGAAUUGGAAGAGGCCGUAGCACCGAGCCUGGAGGCCCAGGGGGGCGCUGGACCUGGCGGGGACCCAGGCGGGAUCCUGGCGGUGCAGCUCCAGCAGCUACCACUAGGGGGCGACGGAGAAGAAGGGGGCCAUCCCAGAGCCGUGAAUAACCAGUACUCCUUCGUGUGAGACACCCCACCCUGCCCUUUCUCCACUCGGCCUCCCCACCCCCCAGCCCGCAAUGUGUGAGGCUGGAUGCAGAGGAACGGCAGGCGUGUCCCCCUCCCCCAAGCCCCGCUUCCUGACCCUUGAAGGCCAUGGGCCUGUCUAUUGGUACAAGAAAAGGUUCGAAAACCGCCAACUCCCCAGUCCGUACACUACAGGCGCCCCAGCCCCCGGCAGGGACCGGCCCGUUUACCUCCGAGGCUCUCUGGUCAGCCCCGUGGGGGCAUUUCCUUAUUAACCACUCCCAGCCCUGCAAGGGUGCGGGGUGGGGGGCUGCCAGUCCUAUCAAGGUGGUUGUUGUUGUUGUUUUAAACAAAAUGGAGAAGCAUAAAUAAAUAAAAAGGGUUUAUCUCCGUUC